CCCAGGGUUCUUCAUUCGAAUUCAUUUCAUCUCAUUUAUAAAAUUUUAGCACAAUAUCAAUUUUAGGUUUGUUGCUAAAUUAGUUUACAGAUCCCUGAUUUUUGUUAUUGUGCUUCAUAUCCUACGAAAAAUGUUCAUGUAAUUAUACGUGGUGAUUGCAAAACAAAAUCAUUGAGCAUGUCAUUUGCUAGGCUGUAUGCAAGAUCCUCUCAGUUAUCUUCCCUUUGCAAAACCCUAAACCGCACCCCUGUCAACUCGAGGUCUCUACUCGAAGCUGGACAGAGAAGAUAUAGUUUUGUGGGAGCUAGUAGUUCAAAACAUAACCAAUUCUCCUCUGAAUUUCGAAAUUUCACCUCUAGAUCUGCACAUAAUACGAACUCUUUCAACAAAAGUUCCCAUUUGGGAAAUGGAUACUUCAAGACACCUUUGGGUUCUCAUCGUCAGUAUGUUACAAAUGUCAUUAGAGAACAGAAAUCAAGAAAGAUGCUUUAUUACUUAACAGGUUUAGUAUUUGCAAUGGUGGGCUGUACUUAUGCUGCUGUUCCUCUAUAUAGAAGGUUUUGUCAAGCCACCGGCUAUGGAGGUACUGUUCAAAGGCGUGAGACAGUAGAGGAAAAAAUUGCAAGACAUUCCCAAGAUGGAACAGUUACAAAUAGGGAAAUUGUGGUGCACUUCAAUGCUGACGUGUCAGAUGGAAUGCCAUGGAAAUUCAUCCCUACUCAAAGAGAGGUAAGGGUAAAGCCAGGUGAAAGUGCUCUUGCUUUUUACACUGCUGAAAACCGUAGUUCAACUCCUAUAACUGGCAUGUCUACAUAUAAUGUUACACCAAUGAAGGCUGCUGUUUAUUUCAACAAAAUACAAUGCUUUUGCUUUGAGGAACAACGGCUUCUUCCGGGAGAGCAGAUUGAUAUGCCUGUGUUCUUUUACAUAGACCCAGAGUUUGAAACGGAUCCUAGGAUGGAUGUCAUGCAAACACUUUGUAUCUUGAUGUUUAUGGAUGCCAAAGUCAUUGAGAAUAAGUAUGACCAAUUGAUCUAUUUAUGUAUCUUAUGCAUUAAUGAGUUGUACCUUUUGCAUCUAAAGGGUACAAAUUUACUCCAUUAUGCACAUUUAGAGUUAUGAAUUGGUUAUGAUUGUAUUUAUAUGAUUAUGCAAUCAUAUGGU
Messenger RNA from Lactuca virosa, 1164 nucleotides. Lineage: Eukaryota; Viridiplantae; Streptophyta; Magnoliopsida; Asterales; Asteraceae. The record is from the annotation of a GenBank genome assembly.